GCAUCUCAGGCUUUCGUAGGAUGAGAUCCAUCAUCCCGCUUCUGAUCCGAAAUCUCCCGUACGGAACCACCGCAUAGAAAUGAUCGCCGAAUUAAUUUAAGAUCCGAUCCGCUGCUGUCGUCUCUUGAAAUCGUCAAAGAGGAGGGAGACUGAGCAUCAGCAGUGAGCUCUCUGGAAUCUUUUCCAAUCUCGUAAACCCUAAUUCUGAGUUCUCUCCAUUUCAAAAGGAUUGGGUAAUGUGGAAGCUGAAGAUAGCGGAGGGCGGGAGCCCGUGGCUGAGGACGAACAACAAUCAUGUAGGAAGGCAAUUUUGGGAGUUCGAUCCGAAUCAUGGGACUCCUGAAGAGAUUGCAGAGAUCGAAAAGGCUCGAAGAAUUUUUUGGGAGAAUAGGUUUAAGAUGAAGCAUAGCUCUGAUCUCCCAAUGAGGUUUCAGUUCGCGAAGGAAAAUCCACUAGAACUGAAUCUUCCACACAUCAAGCUAUCAGAGGAAGAAGCUGUUACUGAGGAGGCUGUAUCAAUCUCUCUUAGAAGGGCCAUCAGCCGCCAUUCCACUCUCCAAGCUCAUGAUGGGCACUGGCCCGGGGAUUACGGUGGUCCAAUGUUCCUUUUGCCUGGAUUGAUUAUCACAUUAUCUGUUACUGGAGCACUAAAUACUGUCCUAUCAGCAGAACAUAAGCGCGAGAUGUGCCGUUAUCUUUACAACCACCAGAAUGAAGAUGGAGGCUGGGGUUUGCAUAUUGAAGGUCAUAGUACCAUGUUUGGUUCAGUCCUAUCAUACAUUACUUUGCGGUUGCUUGGUGAAGAGGCUGAUGGUGGAGAUGGAGCAAUGGAGAAAGGGAGAAAGUGGAUUUUAGACCAUGGAAGUGCAACUGCUAUAACAUCAUGGGGGAAAUUUUGGCUCUCAGUACUCGGAGUCUUUGAUUGGUGGGGAAACAACCCUCUCCCCCCAGAGAUGUGGUUACUUCCAUAUUUUCUUCCAGUUCAUCCAGGUCGAAUGUGGUGUCAUUGCCGGAUGGUGUAUCUACCCAUGUCGUAUAUAUAUGGGAAGAGAUUUGUUGGUCCAAUCACUCCAACAGUUUUAGCAUUAAGGAAGGAGAUAUUCAAUGUUCCCUACAACCAGAUAGACUGGAACAUGGCACGCAAUGAGUGUGCAAAGGAAGAUCUGUACUAUCCCCAUCCGGUUGUGCAAGAUAUUCUUUGGGCUUCUCUUCAUAAGGUUGUGGAACCUAUUUUGAUGCGCUGGCCUGGUAACAAGUUGAGAGAGAAAGCUCUAAAAACUGCUAUGGAGCAUAUUCACUAUGAAGAUGAGAAUACUCGAUAUAUUUGCAUUGGUCCUGUGAAUAAGGUGAUAAAUAUGUUGUGCUGCUGGGUGGAAGAUCCAAAUUCAGAGGCAUUCAAGUUACAUCUUCCAAGAAUUAAUGAUUAUCUGUGGCUAGCUGAAGAUGGCAUGAAAAUGCAGGGUUAUAAUGGAAGCCAAUUAUGGGACACAGCCUUCACUAUUCAAGCAAUUAUCUCAACUGGAUUUUCUGAAGAAUUUGGUUCUACCCUUAGCAAGGCGCACAAAUAUGUGAAAGAGUCACAGGUUCUUGAAGAUUGCCCUGGUGACCUUAGUUUCUGGUACCGGCACAUUUCUAAGGGUGCAUGGCCAUUCUCCACUGGCGAUCACGGAUGGCCGAUUUCAGAUUGCACAGCAGAAGGCUUAAAGGCGGCACUCUUGUUGUCACGGAUUUCUCCAGAAAUUGUUGGUGAUCCAAUUGUUGCAAAUCGAUUCUAUGACGCUGUUAAUGUUAUCCUUUCACUGAUGAAUCCAGAAGGUGGUUUUGCAACGUAUGAGCUGACAAGAUCAUAUCCGUGGUUGGAGUUUAUAAACCCUUUCCAAAAAUUUGGAGACAUUGUUAUUGAUUACUCAUAUGUUGAAUGUACAUCCGCAUCGAUUCAGGCACUAACGUCAUUUAAAAAGUUAUAUCCUGGACACAGAAGAGAAGAGAUAGAAAAUUGUAUUACUAAAGCAGUUCGUUUCAUUGAAAAGAUACAAGAGCCUGACGGGUCAUGGUAUGGCUCUUGGGCUGUUUGCUUCACUUAUGGAACAUGGUUUGGGUUAAAAGGACUGAUCGCUGGAGGUAGAACCUAUCAGAACAACUCUUGCAUACGAAAAGCAUGUGAUUUCCUGUUGUCAAAGCAGUUGGCUUCAGGUGGUUGGGGAGAGAGUUAUCUUUCAUGUCAGGACAAGGUCUAUUCAAAUCUUGAGGGCAAUCGAGCUCAUGCAGUAAACACUGGAUGGGCCUUGUUAUCACUGAUUGAUGCUGGACAGGCUGAGAGAGAUCCGAAGCCUUUGCACCGUGCAGCAAAAGCGCUGAUAAAUAUGCAGAUGGAGAAUGGUGAAUUCCCUCAACAAGAAAUAAUGGGGGUUUUCAAUAGAAAUUGCAUGAUCAGCUAUUCCGCAUAUAGGAACAUCUUUCCGAUCUGGGCUCUCGGAGAGUACCGCACGAGAGUGCUGUCUCCUUCGUCGAGGAAAUGAGAGAGGUCUCUCUCAGUCCUAUCCAAAGGAAUUUGGUCUAAAAUCAUCCUUCAUCAAUGUUUAUUCUUUGUGCUUGAGUUAUGAUCAUAUGAUGUUCCCGUAAGAGCUGUAAACCUUAGUUCGCAAGUAUGCUAGCCGUGUUUGUAUCUUACUCUAUGUUAAUGAAUAAGCCUAGCUUUGCCUCUUGACCUUCUUGGAUCAA
Messenger RNA from Asparagus officinalis (garden asparagus), 2721 nucleotides. RefSeq names its product cycloartenol synthase 2-like. Gene Ontology annotation, cellular component: lipid droplet. Gene Ontology annotation, molecular function: intramolecular transferase activity. The transcript has 20 exons. NCBI's taxonomy places the organism in Eukaryota, Viridiplantae, Streptophyta, Magnoliopsida, Asparagales, Asparagaceae. Bases 237 to 2519 code for a protein of 760 amino acids. Gene Ontology annotation, biological process: triterpenoid biosynthetic process. The record is from RefSeq and is a predicted model, not a curated record.